Epinephelus fuscoguttatus (brown-marbled grouper) is the source of this 1620-nucleotide messenger RNA. RefSeq names its product endo-beta-N-acetylglucosaminidase (gene engase). Lineage: Eukaryota; Metazoa; Chordata; Actinopteri; Perciformes; Serranidae. Gene Ontology annotation, molecular function: mannosyl-glycoprotein endo-beta-N-acetylglucosaminidase activity. Gene Ontology annotation, cellular component: cytoplasm. Gene Ontology annotation, biological process: protein deglycosylation. The record is from RefSeq and is a predicted model, not a curated record.
GCUGGCAGAACACACACUUCGUGUUUUUCCUUUGUAGAACAGUUUGUCUCUCAGCUUUGUUGAGAAGAAUGGCUCUGAAUGACGACGCAAACAGUCUUCCACUGCGCAGAGAGGACGGAGAGGAACAUGAUGAUGUCGGCGUGAGGAGCGACACGCGAGACUUACUGUUGGAGUCUUGUUUGGAUCAACCAAUGGAUUCAAGCAGUGUCCAUGAAGUGAUCAAGUAUCUUCCCUCACCACUACCAGUCAAACAUUACGAUGCCGAAACCACUGAACCAAUCAGUUGUGGUCUUCAAACUUUGGAGGAGCUGUUGUUGUGGAAACGAAGUGAGGCAAACCCCUUCAAUGUGGCAGUAGUCCCCCUGGCACCUCGGGAGCCUCCCCUUACUAGUUGUCUACGUCGGACAUUGGUGUCUCAUGACAUGAUGGGUGGCUACCUAGAUGACAGGUUUGUCCAGGGCACCAAUGCAGAGGCUCCAUAUGCCUUCUACCACUGGCAGUACAUUGAUAUUUUCAACUACUUCACACACAACCUGGUGACCAUUCCUCCUGCUGUGUGGACCAAUGCUGCACAUAAACAUGGAGUCAUUGUUCUUGGGACUUUGAUCACUGAGUGGACUGAUGGAGCCGCAGUGUGCGAGGCCUUCCUAAAAGAUGAGGAGUCAUACCGGGCAGUGGCUGAUAAACUAGUCCAGAUCAGCCACUGCUACGGCUUUGAUGGCUGGCUCAUUAACAUAGAGAACUCCCUCAGUACGGAUGCAGUGAAGAACACACCUUUGUUCCUGCGCUAUCUGGCAGACCAGAUGCACGAGCGACUGUCUGGCAGCCUGGUCCUGUGGUACGACAGUGUGAUCGAGAACGGACGGCUAACAUGGCAAAAUGAACUCAACCAGUCCAACAGGAUGUUUUUCGAUGCUUGUGAUGGUUUCUUCACCAACUACAACUGGACAGAGCAGAACCUGGAGUGGAUGAAGGACUACAGUGGGGUCCAGGGCCGCCAGUCUGACGUCUAUAUUGGAGUGGAUGUGUUUGCCCGAGGCAACGUGGUGGGAGGAAAGUUGGAAACCAAUAAGGCACUGGAAAUCAUUCGGAAGCACAACUUCUCUGUAGCCAUCUUUGCUCCAGGGUGGGUUGAGACUCACAAUGAUAGGACCGAAUUUCGCAAGAAUCAGGACAAGUUCUGGGCUCUUCUGUCGGACUACCUGUACAUUCAUCGGCCAACCUCACCUCUCCCUUUCAUCUCCUCCUUCUGCCAGGGCUUUGGGAAGGCUAUCUACUGGAGAGGACAGCGUGAGGUAGACAGGAGCUGGUUUAACCUGACUGCCCAGGAGAUCCAGCCCUUGUACUACUAUAAGGAGCUAGAGGGCCGGGGCUGGCUGAGCAGCCGUGGCUGCCCCGAGGAUGCCUGGAAUGGAGGCUCUUCACUGCUGCUGGACGGACUCAUCCCUGCCACUCACACAUCUCCAGUUUGUGCCAAGAUCUUCUCCCUCCAUGUACCCCUGGCAUCCAAGACUCUGGUGACCCUCAUCUACAAGCCAUCUACUGGGAUCAGAGUUUCCUUGGAGCUGAAGACAACAGACGCCAGUCUUUGCACACACAUGGACAUCCAGGAUGUCAAUG